UCGCUGGCCCGGCAGCUCGUGUGUGUUCGCUGGGGGAAUAUCAAACAACACGGUGGGGGUCACCGAACGCUUUCGUCGGUUGCCACCGCAGCGAGACCCCGGCAGAGGAAUACCGAAGAUGGCUCUCCGCUAACCCGAGCCUCGUGUUGCCGUGUUUUAGUCGCUGGAUUUAGCUCCACAACGACGGCUCGCUGGGCGCUAACGUUAGCAACCGCGGCUAGCUAACGUCACUGGACUGGUAGUCUCUCUUCUCUCUCUUCUCUCUCUCUCGCGCGCGCGCUGCUCUCUUUGCUGCGGCUAUGUUCGUCCAGGAGGAGAAGAUAUUCGCCGGGAAAGUGUUGAAGAUACACAUCUGCACCAUGGACGGUGCGGAGUGGCUGGAGGAGGUCACGGAAGACACCACUGUGGAGAAACUGAAGGAGAAGUGCUUAAAACAUUAUGUACACGGAAGUCUAGAAGACCCCAAAACACUUACCCACCAUAAACUCAUACACGCUGCUACAGAACGAGUCCUCACAGACAACAAAACUGUCGCUGAAGAAAAUCUCAAAGAUAAAGAAGUUUUGCUGCUCAUAAAGAAAAGACCGCCACCGACCCCUCCAAAGAUGGCAGACGUUAGUUCAGAUGAAAAGAAGAAACAAGAUAACAAAGCUCCGGACGAAGAUGCAAUUCUAAACGCCACCGGCAACCUGUCCACGCGCCACACCGACCGCACUGUGACCCAGCACAACAUCAGAGAUUUUCAGACGGAGCUCAGAAAAAUCCUUGUUUCUCUCAUUGAAGUUGCCCAAAAGCUUCUAGCCUUGAACCCUGAUGCUGUUGAACUUUUCAAAAAAGCCAAUGCGAUGUUAGAUGAAGAUGAAGAGGACCGGGUGGAUGAAACGGCCCUUCAGCAGCUCACUGAAAUGGGUUUCCCUGAGAGCAGAGCCAUCAAAGCUCUUAGAUUGAACCACAUGUCAGUCACUCAGGCGAUGGAGUGGCUAAUCGAGCAUGUAGAUGACCCCACUGUAGACGCACCAAUACCAGGAGGCCAGGACUCGUCUGGGGCGGCAGGAGCCACGGCUGCCACCCCACCAGGCCCCUCAGUGCCAGCCCCCGGUCCCAACCUCCUCCACAGCCAGUCCAGCCAGUCGAGCACAGAGGAGAGCAUCAGGCAGGACGAGCUCACAGAGAUCUUCAAGAGGAUCCGCAGGAAACGGGAGUUCAGACCAGACUCGAGAGCCGUCAUUGCAUUGAUGGAGAUGGGGUUUGAUGAGAAGGAGGUGGUUGAUGCUCUGAGGGUGAAUAACAAUCAACAGGAUGCUGCGUGUGAGUGGCUCCUGGGAGACAGGAAACCUUCCCCGGAAGAUCUGGACAAAGGCAUCGACACCAACAGCCCGCUGUUCCAAGCCAUUCUGGAGAAUCCAGUGGUCCAGUUGGGUCUCACCAAUCCUAAGACCCUGCUAGCGUUUGAAGACAUGCUGGAGAACCCUCUGAACAGCACCCAGUGGAUGAACGACCCCGAGACCGGCCCUGUCAUGCUCCAAAUAUCCAGAAUCUUCCAGACCCUCAAUCGCACAUAGAGCUUCCUGGUGACCCCCCCGACCCCCCGUGUGACAGGCAGCUUGUGUGUGUGGGUGUGUUUUUGACCAUAUUGGUGUGGAUGUGUGUGUAUCCGAGUGGCAGAGACACGAGUAUUGUUUUUGCCUUGUAAAGACAACGCUGGAGGAGUCUGAGUAUGAAUUAAGAUGUUCCACAUAUAACUAUUUAUAACAGUACAGUAAAAACACUUAUACAAAACAAAUGUUAACGUAAACAUUAUUACAGUAAUAAUAAUUGAAAAAGAGAGAGAUUUAGUAUGUUGUUUUUACAUUUUAAAAUGAGAAACGGUUUAUAGUCAUGACAGACAUGAUUUAUUUUAUAUGAUUUCUCCAUGUGCAGAAAUGACAUCAGACAUCAAUUUAAUGUUUACACUUCAAAGAGAACUGUUUUUGUAAGUUUUUCAAUAUUUAAAUAUCAAUUACAGUUUUGUCUGUCUUUAAAUUGUUACAUUUCAUCUGUGGUGAACGUGUGAAAAGAAGAAAAAAAACCUU
Pseudoliparis swirei is the source of this 2072-nucleotide messenger RNA. RefSeq names its product UBA domain containing 1 (gene ubac1). NCBI's taxonomy places the organism in Eukaryota, Metazoa, Chordata, Actinopteri, Perciformes, Liparidae. The transcript has 10 exons. Gene Ontology annotation, molecular function: protein binding. The record is from RefSeq and is a predicted model, not a curated record. Bases 300 to 1562 code for a protein of 420 amino acids.